ACUGCCUCCCUGGGUGCCAUGGCUGGUGGUGGUGGUGGUGGUGGUGCCGGCUGGAUGUCUGCCUGGCCCGGUUCUGGCACCAAUUCCAGCUCCUCGUCCAGUGUCCUCACCCUCCUGAACGAGACCAGUGCCGCGUGGGCCGACCCAAACGGCGGACUAGGGGCCAACCUGACCCAGUACCUGGCAGGUGCCGGCAAUGGCAGCAGAGGCGCCUUCCACCAACAUCCUCGUCAUCAUCAUCACUCAGGUACCGAACAGGAAGCGAUGAAGCAGAAGAACUGGCCCGCCUUGCUCAUCCUCAUCAUCAUCUUCCUCACCAUCGGCGGGAACAUCCUGGUGAUCUUGGCGGUCUCGCUGGAGAAGAAGCUACAGAACGCAACGAACUUCUUCCUGCGCUCUCUGGCCGUCGCCGACAUGCUGGUGGGAAUCCUGGUGAUGCCCAUCUCCCUCAUUAACAUCCUCUACGAUUACGCCUGGCCGUUUCCCAACGCACUGUGCCCUAUCUGGAUCUACCUGGACGUGCUCUUCUCCACGGCGUCCAUCAUGCACCUGUGUGCCAUUUCGCUGGACCGCUACGUGGCCAUACGCAACCCCAUCGAGCACAGCCGCUUCAACUCACGCACCAAGGCCAUGAUGAAGAUCGCCGUCGUCUGGACCAUCUCCAUAGGUAUCUCCAUGCCUAUCCCGGUGAUAGGCCUGCAUAACCAGGACAAGGUGUUUGUGAACGGCACGUGUGUGAUGAACGAGGAGCGCUUCAUGCUGAUUGGCUCCUUCGUCGCCUUCUUCAUCCCCCUCGUCAUCAUGGUGGUCACCUACUGCCUCACCAUACAGGUGCUGCAGAGACAAGCCACCGUCUUCCUCCACGACGGCAAGAAGAAUGCCAGCACCACCACCACCACCACCACCACCUCCUCCACCUCCUCCCAUCAACCCCUGCAGCCGCCCCCUCUAGCGGGCGACCCUCCGGCGACGCCUAUCCCCACGGUCGCCGUGACGACCGCCUCGUCGUCCCCGCCGUCGACGUCCACGUCGAGGCGCAGUAGCCUGAACUGCCUGCGGAGGGCGUCAUCGUCCUCGAGCAGCCGUCGGCACCACGCGCCGUGCUCCGACACCAUCUCCAUCAUCCCCAGCUCCGAGGCGCCCUCGCAGCUCAACUCCCCUGCCGCCGGGGCCGGCCGCGAACGCAGACUGUCGACAGGAGGGGGCGCCGGCGGCGGUAGCGGUAGCGGGUGCAGGGGCAUGAUGCAGGCCAUUAAGAACGAGCGGCGCGCCUCCAAAGUCCUGGGCGUGGUGUUCUUCCUCUUCCUGGUCAUGUGGUGCCCGUUCUUCAUCACCAACGUGCUGUACGUGCUGUGCAGGCAGUCGUGCGACGGCGCGCUGCUCGCCGAGCUGCUCAACGUCUUCGUGUGGGUGGGCUACAUCUCGUCGGGCGUCAACCCGCUCGUCUACACGCUCUUCAACAAGACGUACCGCCGAGCGUUCUCCAGCUACCUGCGCUGCCGCUACCGCACCUCGCCAGCCAAUGGGGUCGUGGUGUUGGGCGGCGCGAGCUGCGGCGGGGGCGGUGCUAAGAACAUUACCCCGUCUCUGCACGUGGUGACCGCAUGUUCUCCAUCCUCGCACGCCACCACGCCCAUAUUCGCGGGCAGGAAGUCAGGUAUGACGAAGGAGGAAGUCAUUGGGGGAGACCUCGAUGGGGAUGGUGGGUGUGCGGUGGUGGUGGUGGUAGGGGUGGGUGCGGUGGACCGCAAUAGUAACUGUAAGAACGGGGACGGCAGCGUGCUGAAGGGGCUGGAGCUGGACGACAGCGUGGAGACCGACACCGAGAUGGGCAUGAGGGCCAGUUCGUCGGGCUUGCUGUCCGUCAACAGCUGCUUCACCUCCGCAGAGGACACCAGCAGCGUCUGAUUGGCUCGGAGACGCUCAUGUGGGUGGUAUCAAGGAGCAAUAGCAACGUAUGAUUGGUUUGGAGAUGUUCAUGUUGACCGGGCCCAUGGAUUCAUUGUAUGAACCAAACAGCUUCUGAUUGGUUGGGAGAUACAGUACGUACUCAUCUGGGCGGGACAAGGGAUUUAGUAUGGGCACCAACCGCUUCUGAUUGGUUGAGAA
Messenger RNA from Engraulis encrasicolus (European anchovy), 2109 nucleotides. RefSeq names its product 5-hydroxytryptamine (serotonin) receptor 2C, G protein-coupled-like 1 (gene htr2cl1). Bases 19 to 1908 code for a protein of 629 amino acids. NCBI's taxonomy places the organism in Eukaryota, Metazoa, Chordata, Actinopteri, Clupeiformes, Engraulidae. Gene Ontology annotation, biological process: chemical synaptic transmission; release of sequestered calcium ion into cytosol; phospholipase C-activating G protein-coupled receptor signaling pathway. Gene Ontology annotation, cellular component: dendrite; plasma membrane. The transcript has 5 exons. Gene Ontology annotation, molecular function: G protein-coupled serotonin receptor activity; neurotransmitter receptor activity. The record is from RefSeq and is a predicted model, not a curated record.